Theobroma umbraticum is the source of this 2581-nucleotide messenger RNA. It is a transcript of the gene MSH5, whose product is annotated as MUTS-homolog 5. Gene Ontology annotation, cellular component: nucleus. NCBI's taxonomy places the organism in Eukaryota, Viridiplantae, Streptophyta, Magnoliopsida, Malvales, Malvaceae. Gene Ontology annotation, biological process: chiasma assembly; mismatch repair. Gene Ontology annotation, molecular function: mismatched DNA binding; ATP-dependent DNA damage sensor activity; ATP binding. The record is from RefSeq and is a predicted model, not a curated record.
AUGGACGAAGAAAUGGACGAAACCGAAGCCGUUCCUCAGGUUUUCAUGGCAUGCAUUCAACACGGGCAUAGAAUUGGAAUUUCUUACUACGAUUCCAGCAUUCGUCAACUUAACGUACUGGAAGUUUGGGAUGAUGGUAGCUCGGACUUUCCAAUGAUUGAGCUUGUGAAAUAUCAAGCCAAGCCCGUGAUCAUAUACACAAGCACUAAAGCUGAAGAAUCCUUUCUGUCAGCUUUACAAGGAAGUGAUGGAAUGACAGAGGCUCCUACAGUGAAGCUUGUUAAAAGUUCGAUAUUCACUUUUGAGCAAGCAUGGCACAGGUUGAUAUACCUUCGAGUAAUGGGAAUGGAUGAUGGGCUAAACAUCAAGGAGAGAAUUUGCUAUCUGAGUUCUAUGAUGGACAUGGGAAGUGAUGUCCAAGUUCGUGUAAGUGGGGGCCUGCUUGCCAUAUUAGAGAAUGAAAGGAUUGUAGAUACCCUUGAGCAAAAGGAAUGUGGGAAUGCUUCAAUUACAAUUGAUUCCGUCAUUGAAAUUUCAUUGGACAAGUUUCUUAAGCUUGAUGCUGCAGCACACGAGGCAUUGCAGAUCUUUCAAGUAGAUAAACAUCCAAGUCAUAUGGGAAUUGGUAGAGCAAAGGAAGGGUUCUCUGUGUUUGGAAUGAUGAACAAGUGUGUGACACCAAUGGGGAGACGUCUUUUGAGAAACUGGUUCCUCAGGCCCAUACUUGACCUGGAAAACUUGAACAAUCGUCUCAAUGCUAUAUCAUUCUUUCUUUCUUCUGAAGAAUUGAUGGUUUCUCUAAGUGAAACUCUGAAGUCUGUGAAGGAUAUCCCUCACAUACUAAAGAAAUUCAACUCACCAAGCUCCAUGUGUACAAGUAGUGACUGGAUGGCUUUUCUGAAGAGUGUCUGUUCACUCUUGCAUGUGAACAAGAUAUUUGAAGUAGGCAUUUCUGAAAACCUUCGGGAGCAUAUGGAGUUCUUGAAUUUGGACAUUGUUGCUAAGGCUAGUGCAUGCAUCCCAGCAGAUCUGGCAUUUGUCUAUGAAUUGGUCAUUGGUGUUAUUGAUGUAAAUAGAAGUAAAGAGAAGGGCUAUGGGACAAUGGUGAAAGAGGGUUUUUGCGAUGAGUUGGAUGAGCUGAGACAAAUAUACGAGGAAUUGCCAGAAUUCCUAGAAGAGGUGGCAUCAUUGGAGCUCGCACAACUUCCUCAUUUGCGCAAAGAGGAGUUUGCUCCUCGUAUCGUUUAUAUACAUCAAAUAGGAUACUUAAUGUGUUUUUUUGGAGAGAAACCUGAUGAAAUCACACAAGAGAAACUUCAGGAUUUUGAAUUUGCAUUCUCUGAUUCUGGAGGGAUAACAAGGAGAUUUUUUUAUCGGACACCAAAAACACGAGAGUUGGAUGACCUUCUCGGAGAUAUUUAUCAUAAAAUUCUAGAUAUGGAGAGGGCAAUUAUCAGAGACUUGGUCUCACAUGUAUCAACGUUCUCAACACAUCUGCUUAAGGCUGUGAACUUUGUGGCUGAACUUGAUAGCUUUUUGUCAUUGGCAAUGGUUGCUCGCCAGAACAAUUAUGUGAGGCCUACUUUAACCAUGGAAACCUAUCUUGACAUACAAAAUGGAAGGCACGUUUUGCAGGAAAUGGCCGUAGACACAUUUAUCCCUAACGAUACAAGGAUUCUUGAUGAAGGAAGGAUUCAUAUCAUUACUGGUCCUAAUUAUUCAGGGAAAAGCAUCUACAUAAAGCAGGUGGCUUUAAUUGUUUUCCUUUCUCAUAUUGGAAGUUUUGUACCUGCUGAUGCUGCAACAGUAGGAUUGACUGAUAGGAUAUUCUGUGGUAUGGGAAGCAAGCUUAUGACUGCAGAACAGUCGACAUUUAUGAUAGAUCUACAUCAAGUGGGAAUGAUGCUAAGGCAAGCAACUUCACGAUCUUUAUGUUUGCUGGACGAAUUUGGUAAAGGCACCCUUACGGAAGAUGGCAUUGGCCUUCUUGGUGGGACCAUAAAUCACUUUGUCACCGCAGAUGUUCCACCAAAGGUUCUGGUGUGCACUCACUUGACCGAGUUAUUUAAUGAAAGUUGCUUACCAAAGUCUGAGAAAAUCAACUUUUACACCAUGAGUGUGCUGCGGCCUGAUGAUAACGCAACUAAUGUUGAAGACGUCAUAUUUCUCUACCGGCUAGUUCCCGGACAUGCAGCUCUGAGCUAUGGGCUGCAUUGUGCACUUCUAGCAGGUGUGCCAAAAGAAGUGAUUAACAGAGCAGCGUUAAUCCUGGAUGCUAUUGAAAAUAACAAAAACGUUGAGCGAUUGUGCGAUGAGAAAAUAUCAGCCAAAGAUCAGCAAUACAAGGGUGCAGUUGAUAAGAUGCUGGCAUUCGAUGCGCUCAAGGGUGAUCUCAGUGCCUUCUUCCGAGACAUAUGACUACCUCAAACCUAAACCAUGAAAGGUAUUCUUGCACUGUCCCAGACAUUCUUUUCCAAUAUUUGGUACAUUGUACAUUCUUUCUCAUAGCAUCAAUGGAAUCUACAUUCCCCCGAAUGAGUAACUGAAGAAUGAUUAGUAUUCAACUGUCUCUAGGUUCUUU